GGAAGUACAGAGCGGCGCACUGGGUGCGUGGGCGCCAUGCUCCGCGACUGAUGGGUUGCAAAACCUUGGAGGAAAGCCGUGAUGCCAUCCUGGGAGAAGGUUUCCAGGUGUUACCCAGACAACCCUUGGUUUGUGCGCAUCUUCUCGGUUUGCAUCACCGUGACCGGAUGUGUUGCGGGCGCAAACUUCCUUCACAUUGCCAGCCUGGAAAGUUAUGACAUCGUCUCAGACAUGUAUGAAGUGCAGUCAAAGGGCGCGUCAGAGGAAGUAGGAUAUCUUCCUCCGAUGAGUCAAUCUGUGAGGUAUACGACGGUGAUUUGCAUCAUUGCGAGCUUUGCCAUGGCCCUCAUUGGAGUCAUGGGCUUUAUUGGCCAGAUGACCCACUCGUCCACAAGGCUAUGCGUCUACUCGGUGGGUUCACUGAUCCUGGCCCUGAUAAUGGCUUGGCGCUUGAUUUUCGCCUUUACGACUGUGCCUUUGUUGGACGCAGUGGUGGAUCGGCAAGUCACCGAAUGGUGCCUCCCUGCCAAUAGGCUGCUGUACUCUCGUGAGCUUGGGUGCGCAGGCGGUCAGCACUAUCUCGAACUCGAGCAGGAAGUGGGCCGCGAAUGUGGCCCGGAGUGCAAAUCCAGGGUGGCGGUCCUGCGAGACGUGGGUGGUUGCCGCUUCCUGAACAGGAUUUGCGAAGACCACUCUUUCGGCUUCGUGGGCAAGGGCAUGUGCUUGUACGAAUCUGACACUGGCAGCCUGGUGACGGCGCCCUAUCAGAAAAGUGUCCAGCCAACCACCAGCAGCUGCUGCAAGCUGGCCUGUGACAUGAUCAUCACCUGCAGAGGGUACAGCUUCGAAACCCAGAAGGAGGUCUUGAACUGGCACGGCGGCCGGGAGCUGGAAGGAGCGUGCAGUGUGGUGACAUCGCAGCAGAUCCCCACAGGAGGUGUGCCAGGCCGACGGCUCGGUGCGCUGGGAUCUAUGACUGGAAUGGUCCCUCAGCUCACGCAGGUCAAUCCUGGCAUGCUGGCGGCCAAGUACUCACAGGAGCAGGACAAAGAGUGGGAGCAGACACUGAAGGAGAUGUACACGAAGUGCGAAAACCCCUGGGAUUUCCGAGAGGGCAGCAGGGGCGUGAAGCCGUCUGACCCGUUGACACCUGUGCAACUGGUGGGCGGGGACAAACGCCGGCAGACUGCCUGCUGGCAGAAGGGUAGGCCGCGAGUUGUGGAGGAGACGCUGCAGGGCAACAUGUUCACUUGCGUCUUCGCAUCUGUGAACACCGCGCUGCUCCUUCUGGCCGCAAUUACCGGAUUCUUCUACCAGUAUGCGCUGGCCACGAAGAGGAGGGGCCGCAAAGGACUGGCCUUUGUGCUGCGGCAAAUGCUUUGCCCGUGCAUAUCGUACAACUCCAACAGAACCCGCAAGCUGGUGCACGGCGACGGAAUCAGUGACUCUGAGUCGGAAGGCUCUUUCAGCUCCACCAGCUCGGCCUCAUGGACGUGACGUACACCCGCAAGGUCAGCCCGCGUUGCAAAACAGAGGCUACCACGCCACACAUAGCCUUAGUUCCGCGUGGACUCGAUAGCCUGUUUCACUGAGCUCGUGAGCCAAGCCG
Effrenium voratum is the source of this 1609-nucleotide messenger RNA. The record is from the annotation of a GenBank genome assembly. Lineage: Eukaryota; Dinophyceae; Suessiales; Symbiodiniaceae.